UAUAUACGAUAUUGUAGUAACAGACUGUAUCGUAUUGUAUGGUCCGAAACCAAUGGCCAAGAUAGCUGCUGCUGCUGCUGCUGCUAGCGGUGUCGGAAUCCCUCUCACCCACCACCGCCGCCCUGUAGCCGCCACUUGCUCGACUCCUGCUUCUACCACUCUGCCGUCCUCUUUCAGACCGAGUCACCAUCGCUUAACUCGCUGCUUCAACUCACCUCGUUUCUUUCACCACCGUGUCUCCACACGUGUCACAGCCUCUUCUUCAUCUGCAUCUCCAGAUCAAGGAAUCGAGAAUGUGGUGAUCAUAGGUUCGGGCCCUGCUGGAUACACUGCAGCUAUUUAUGCAGCUCGAGCCAAUUUGAAGCCCAUAGUGUUUGAAGGGUAUCAGAUAGGAGGUGUUCCUGGGGGACAAUUGAUGACCACUACCGAAGUAGAGAAUUUUCCAGGCUUUCCGGAGGGAAUAACUGGCCCUGACUUGAUGGAUGGGAUGCGAAAGCAAGCUGAACGUUGGGGUGCAGAAUUGUUUCAAGAAGAUGUUGAAUUCCUUGAUGUCAAGACUAGACCUUUUACAGUACAAAGCAGUGAACGUAAGGUAAAGUGUCAUAGCGUAAUUUAUGCCACUGGAGCCACAGCAAGAAGGCUCAACUUACCUCGUGAAGAAGAGUUCUGGAGUCGAGGAAUCAGUGCAUGUGCUAUUUGUGAUGGUGCAUCACCGCUAUUUAAGGGACAAGUUCUUGCUGUGGUUGGAGGGGGUGAUACAGCUACAGAGGAAGCAUUAUACUUGACUAAAUAUGCCCGCCAUGUACACUUGCUUGUACGCAAGGACCAACUAAGGGCAUCCAGAGCUAUGCAAGAUAGAGUUUUCAACAAUCCAAAUGUCACGGUGCACUUCAAUACGGAGACUGUGGACGUUGUCAGCAAUACAAAAGGACAAAUGUCUGGCAUUUUAGUUAAAAAAGCAGAUACAGCUGAGAACUCAGUGUUGGAGGCUAAAGGCUUAUUUUACGGGAUAGGGCAUUCACCAAAUAGCCAGUUGUUAGAAGGACAAGUUGAUCUUGACACAUCAGGGUAUGUAUUAGUUGAGGAGGGUACUGCAAAAACUUCAGUCGAAGGUGUUUUUGCAGCUGGAGAUGUACAGGAUCACGAGUGGAGACAAGCCAUAACUGCAGCAGGUUCAGGAUGUAUUGCUGCUUUAUCAGUGGAGAGAUAUCUUGCAAGCAAUAACCUCCUUGUUGAAUUCCACCAGCCACAAACUGAAGAGGUUAAGAAGGAACUUACAACUAGAGAUGUACUAGAGCAUUUUGAUAUUUCACUUACCAAGCACAAGGGCCAGUAUGCUCUGAGAAAAUUAUACCAUGAAAGUCCAAGGCUUAUCUGUGUUCUAUAUACAUCACCAACAUGUGGUCCCUGUAGGACCUUGAAGCCGAUUCUUAGCAAGGUCAUAGACGAGUAUGAUGAAAAUGUUCAUUUUGUUGAAAUUGAUAUUGAAGAAGAUCCUGAAGUUGCUGAAGCAGCUGGAAUUAUGGGUACACCAUGUGUACAAUUUUUUAAGAAUAAGGAAAUGAUCAGGACUGUAUCGGGGGUCAAAAUGAAGAGAGAGUACAGGGAGUUCAUUGCAUCAAAUAAGUGAGUCACCAUUAAAUUUUUUCCCUGUAUCGGGAUGGAGUGUCGUUCUUGGCUGGUGCUGUGAUUUUUUGUGAUUCACAUUUUCUUACUGUAGAUAGGCUAGUUGAUUUGAAUAAUGCCUUGUACUUUUACAGCUAUCUCUUAUAUAGAGGGAUAACUUCUCAAUUGUAAUGUUAAACUGUUGUGUAGUUUUGAAAUUAUUUUCACUCCUUGAGCCUA
Molecule: messenger RNA, 1845 nt
Organism: Daucus carota subsp. sativus
Lineage: Eukaryota; Viridiplantae; Streptophyta; Magnoliopsida; Apiales; Apiaceae
Product: thioredoxin reductase NTRC
Exons: 10
Coding region: 53-1630 (525 amino acids)
Biological process (GO): cell redox homeostasis; removal of superoxide radicals
Cellular component (GO): cytoplasm
Molecular function (GO): thioredoxin-disulfide reductase (NADPH) activity
Source: RefSeq, a predicted model, not a curated record